CAUCUACAUAUUUGCAAUGUCAGCCUUUUACAUUAAAGUUCUGAUGGAGGAAAAUAGCAGCACUGUCUGGAAGGCAAUGAAGGAGUCCCCUGCAUCAGUUAUUCUAAUGGCCUACUGUUUCAUCUCUCUGUGGUUCGUCGGUGGACUCACAGGCUUCCAUUUGUACCUUAUAGGCACGAACCAGACCACCUAUGAAAAUUUCCGGUACCGAGCUGACAGCAGGUCAAAUGUCUACAAUCGAGGUUGUCUGAAUAAUUUUCUGGAAGUAUUUUGCUCAAAAGUAGAGCCCUCAAAGAACAAGUUCCGAGCCUUUGUGCAAGAGGAGGUACUGCCACCUCCAGCCCCUCCUUUACGCGGGAUGGGAGCAGCCGAACAAGAUGAUUUGGGCGGGGAUCCACGGUCAAAGGUUGAAGAUGAUCUAGAUAUUGGUGAGGACCUACUGAAGAUUUCCCAGCGACAUAAUAUCGACGACAUUAACGAGGAUAUACGCAGCAGAGGGAGCACUGGUCCUCAGCUUAAUGUCUCAGAGGCUGACUCUAGUUUGGGUUCUGAUCAUCGAGCUCCCACAAUUCGAUCAGAUGCUCGUCACUCAAGUUGGGGUCGCAGAAGCGGAAGCUGGGACAUAGCAUCCGAGGUUCUUGCCAAUGCCAAUGUUACUGAAAGCAAAGCCUAUGCCCCUUCCAAAGAAACUCGUCAGUGACGAGGUUUAUCAUAUCAGCCAUUCCGAAUACAAACCAUGAUUCUAACAAUCAAAUUCAGGUGUCGAAAAGACGCUGGAGAAACGGAAUUUGUUCACUUCAGGCAUUAAGGUAUGCUCUAAUAUUUUGUGGAAAUGCUGCUUCUAAUUGUUGGUUGCUGGAAGAAGGUGAAAGAAUGUUUCUGCCAAAAUCUACUCUGCUUUCAUUCUCGUCUUUGAUGUUGAUAAUUUGUGUAACAUUGUCUGUGAACUGAGUUAUUUCCUGUGUGGUUUAUUCUUUGUGUAAUUAGUCACUACAUGAAGCUUGGACUUCAAAAAAAAAAAAAAAAAAAAAAAAAAAAAAAAA
Messenger RNA from Cucurbita pepo subsp. pepo (vegetable marrow), 1043 nucleotides. The record is from RefSeq and is a predicted model, not a curated record. NCBI's taxonomy places the organism in Eukaryota, Viridiplantae, Streptophyta, Magnoliopsida, Cucurbitales, Cucurbitaceae.